Messenger RNA from Daktulosphaira vitifoliae (grape phylloxera), 1559 nucleotides. Its product is annotated as actin depolymerising venom protein gelsolin 1-like. Bases 162 to 1403 code for a protein of 413 amino acids. The record is from RefSeq and is a predicted model, not a curated record. Gene Ontology annotation, biological process: barbed-end actin filament capping; actin polymerization or depolymerization; actin filament severing. Gene Ontology annotation, cellular component: cytoplasm; actin cytoskeleton. Gene Ontology annotation, molecular function: actin filament binding; phosphatidylinositol-4,5-bisphosphate binding. NCBI's taxonomy places the organism in Eukaryota, Metazoa, Arthropoda, Insecta, Hemiptera, Phylloxeridae. The transcript has 10 exons.
UAUUACAUAUCAGAGGUAAACAACUAUAGUUCAAAACACAUCUUAAUAUAAUAAGAAUAUUUCCUUGUUGUAGGCAACUGCUUUCUAACACUUCAGUUGCUAAUGUGAUGUUUUACUGACUGCUCUAACAGAAAUUCUAAGUAAACUUCAAAACUAUCAAUAUGAAGGCAGACAGUACAAUGGUGUAUAGCAGUCAGUUGUUUGCUAUUCCGGCGGCACCACGCCUGUUGCUUUGUGUUGCUCUCACAUUAUUAGCAGUUACAUUAACGGGUUCAACACAGCCGAAAAGUUCCGCCGUCGUUCUCCGUCCUUCAGUCAUGCAUCCAGCGUUUGAAUCUGCCGGUAAAUCAGCUGGGCUUAAAAUUUGGAGAAUUGAAGAUUUUGAACCAGUUCCAUAUCCACUCAAAGACUAUGGAAAAUUUUAUACUGGUGACUCAUACAUUAUUUUAAAUUCAAAAGAAGAUAAAAGCAAAAAAGGCAAAUUUGCUUCAGAUAUCUAUUAUUGGUCCGGAAGUUCAUCUUCUCAAGAUGAAGUCGGAGCUGCUGCAAUUUUAUCUGUUCAGUUAGAUGAUGCUCUUGGAGGUGACCCAGUUCAACAUAAAGAAACUCAGGAUCAUGAAAGCCAAGCAUUUUUAUCUCUAUUUUCACCAUCUAUUCGUUACUUACCUGGUGGUGUUGCAUCAGGAUUCCAACACACGGAAAUUAAUGCUGGUGGAGAGAAAAAACUGUAUCAAAUAAAGGGCAAAAAAAAUAUACGUGUUAGACAAGUAGCUCCUAAUGUAUCAUCUAUGAAUCAAGGCGAUUGCUUUAUUUUAGAUACUGGAAAAGAAAUUUAUGUCUAUGUUGGACCCCAAGCUAAAGGUACAGAGCGUCUUAAAGCUAUCAGUGUAGCCAAUCAAGUAAGAGAUCAAGAUCAUUCUGGAAGAGCUAAAGUAAACAUUGUUGAUGGGUCAAGUAAUCCUGAAGAAAUUGAAAAAUUCUUUAAAGAAUUAGGAUCUGGUUCUUCUAAAGAAGUGGCUCCAGCAGUUGACGACGAUACAGAAUUUGAAAAAAAAGAAAUUGCAACACCAGUUUUAUACAAAAUAACAGAUUCUAACGGAGGAAAAAUUUCAUCAGAAAUAAUCAACCAAAAACCAUUGGUACAAUCACUUUUAAAAACUGAUGACUGUUUUAUUCUGGAUACGGUAUCUUCUGGCAUAUAUGUGUGGAUUGGUAAAAAAGGAACAACACAAGAAAAAGUUGAAUCUUUAAAGCGAGCUCAAGCUUUUAUAAAAGAGAAUAAUUAUCCAGCUUGGACUAGAGUUGUAAGAAUUGUCGAAGGGAGUGAACCAACUGCAUUUAAACAAUAUUUUGAUGGCUGGAAAGACAAUGGAAUAAACGGAGGUGGUCUUCACUUAAAAUAAAUUUGAACAUUACACUACUAUUCUAUAAUUAAAAAUUUGUUUUUCAUUUUAUAUUUUAAAGUUAAUAAUUUCAUUAUAGCAUGUCGAAAUUUUUAUGUUUUAAGGAAGUAUUUGUUUAUAAAUUGAUUUAUUUAAAUACAUUUUGCUAGAAUUUCA